AUGGAGGAUCUUAUUCACGAAUUUAGCGAUUUCAUUGGAUUUUUGGAGGACACUAUAUCGAGGGUUGAUCCUUUAGAUCUUUGGGUAAUUGUUAUCACAAUUUACACAACAUAUCUAAAGAACACGUGUUCUAAACAGAAAACGAAAGCUGUGAUGAGCAACCAUAGUAAUCAAGGAGGCAGUAGGAAUGAGUUGAAUGAAAAUUUUCAGCAAGCAGGCGGCUCAAGGCAACAGGGUCAAAGCCCGAAUCCCAUUGAGGACGUAAUGGACGCUUUUAAGAGCAUAGCCCUCACGGCAGGCUCUGGGGCGAUUCUUGCUUCAAAUUGGCAAUCUACAUCACUAAUUGAUCCUGGUAAAGAACCCCGAAAAGGCCAAGGUAAUAACAGAAAUCAAAAUACAAUAGAUAAGAGUAAUGUGUCUAACGAAGGAAAUAAGAAUAAAGGUGCCGCCACCGGAAAAUUUGUAGAUGGUGGCUGGGAUAAAAAUCAAGACGAUCUUUUUUAUACGGAACGGAAUAGUCAAGAAAAAGCGAAUUACUAUAAUAAUCUCGGAAACUCGUACAUGGAUGUUGGAGGCGCAAAUGAUCCGAAUUCAGGUACAGAUGUUGGUAGUAUAAAUAGAGCGAAUAAAAAUACUAUCGAAACAAAUCAUAACCAUUCACAACAAAAUACAUGGGAAAAUAAUAAUACUUUUGAAGGAAACACUAAUGUCGGAUAUCAAACGAACGGUGAUCGGCCAUUGGAAAGAACGCCAAAUUCUCCAUCCCCUCCACCUCAACAACAACAAAGAGAACAAAAUUUUAAGCAGGAUCAAGGUUCAUCCACGUCACGAUCUCCACACACUCAAUCUCACCUGUCGCAAUCUCAACCUGAGUCUGAUAAUGCCCAUCAACCAGCAGCAUUAAGCACAGAAUCAAUAACUUUGAGAAUAAACGCCUGGCACUCUAUUGCCGACCCGAAUGCUGUAGAAAGAGGUGAUGGCAUUGGUACCGGACAAUUACACCGCAGGGGAAGAAAUUAUAAGCCUGUUGAUGAGGCGACCGUAUUAGCGAUACAACAGAAAGGAAAAAGCUCUGUCAAGAAACCAAAAAAACAGUUUGAAGAUAAUUUUGUGCAGUCCACUCCUUCAAACACAAAACCUAUACAAAAGAGUUUAAGUAGAACAAAACCAUUACCAAGACCUGGUCCUCAUAAACUCCCUAAUAAUCCAUUUGCCACUAACACACCCAUAUCUCCCUCUUCAUCCACAUCUCUUUCAUCAUCUACGCCGCACAAGCCACACUCCGUGAAACCAGAAACACGAACGACCGUCAAUCAACAAAGAGAAAAAGCACCAUCGCCAUUGCCUCUACCAUCGCAGCAACAACCACAGUCAACACGGGCACCUUCUCAAACACCUAGUCGAGAAAAAUGGAAUGCUCCAAGUUUGGCUACCACUCCUUUCUGGGAAUUGCCGCAAACAAAUAAUUCACAAUUUACUGCAAGGUCAACACAGUAUCAACAGUCACAAUCAUAUCGUCAUCCAUCACCUGCUCGUUCACCGCGACCGUCAAAAUACUCGCAGGAUUUCUUACCAUAUAUCCCACCAGAGUUCGAUUCAACCCCGUACCGAAAGCAAUCAUCACCUUCACCUGCUCGUGGUUAUUCACCCGCUCGUGGUUAUUCCCCUGCUCGUGGUUAUUCAAAUGGUUACAUAGAUGAACCGCCUGAAUACGAACGAGAAAGUAAUUUCGAUGGUCGAGAAGAUUAUGAACAAAAUAGUGAUUUCGAUGACGAAAAUAAUGUAUAUUACGAAGAGGAUGAGAGUUACUCCGAAAAGGAAGGAUAUGAGUCAGCAUCUGUAUUACUCGAUGAUGAGCCUAUUUCACGUCCUCUUCCACCUCCACUUGUUCCAACUCCAUUAUCUCCAAAACGCCCCGAUCAGCGUGAUCGCGGUUAUCAUCUUCUCACUAUAAAUGUGGAACUUUCUGAUUCAGAACCUCCUCAAACCAUCGUUGUUCACGUGAAUGAUGAUCCUGCGGUUUUGGCCAGAGAAUUCUGUAAUAAGUGGGAGGUUACUAAUGAGGUUAUAGAACCUGCAUUAAUCAAACUAAUUAAAGAUGAAAAAGAAAAACGCCUUGGAUGA
Cetraspora pellucida is the source of this 2124-nucleotide messenger RNA. The record is from the annotation of a GenBank genome assembly. Lineage: Eukaryota; Fungi; Glomeromycota; Glomeromycetes; Diversisporales; Gigasporaceae.